Molecule: messenger RNA, 7132 nt
Organism: Petromyzon marinus (sea lamprey)
Lineage: Eukaryota; Metazoa; Chordata; Hyperoartia; Petromyzontiformes; Petromyzontidae
Gene: CCDC6
Product: coiled-coil domain containing 6
Source: RefSeq, a predicted model, not a curated record
CGGCUCGGAGACGACAUGGCGGACAGCGCGAGCGAGAGCGACACGGACGGCGGUGGAGGAGGAGGAGGCGGCGGUGUAGGAGGAGGUGGUGGUGGUAUUGGAGGAGGUGGAGGAGCAGGCGGUGGAGUAGGAGGUGGUGGUGGUGGAGGAGGAGGAGGGAAAGGCGCCCUCCUCCAGCGCCUCGAGGAGCUCGGCAACCGCAUCGCGUCCCUGCAGCAGGAGAACAAGGUGCUGAAGAUCGAGCUGGAGACGUACAAGCUCAAGUGCAAGGCGCUGCAGGAGGAGAACAAGGAGCUGCGCAGGGCCAGCGUGACCAUCCAAGCGCGUGCCGAGCAGGAGGAGGAGUUCAUCAGCAAUACGCUCUUCAAGAAGAUCCAGGCGCUCAAGAAGGAGAAGGAGACGCUGGCCAUGAACUACGAGCAGGAGGAGGAGUUCCUGACCAACGAGCUCUCGCGCAAACUCAUGCAGCUGAGGCAGGAGAAGGCCGAGCUGGAGCAGACCCUGGAGCAGGAGCAGGAGUUCCAGAUCAACAAGCUGAUGAAGAAGAUCCGCAAGCUGGAGAGCGAGACACUCACCAAGCAGCAGACCCUGGAGCAGUUGCGGCGUGAGAAGAUCGAUCUGGAGAACACAUUGGAGCAGGAGCAGGAGGCCCUGGUGAACCGGCUGUGGAAGCGCAUGGAUCGCCUGGAGGCUGAGAAGCGGAUCCUGCAGGAGAAGCUGGAGCAGCCCGUGUCGGCUCCGCCGUCUCCGCAGGAGGUCUCCAUGGAGACGUCAGAGACCCCCGAGAACCUGAUGCGCCACAUCCGCUUCCUGCGGCACGAGGUGGACCGCCUCAAGAAACAGCUGAGGGCCAACCAGGUGCAACACUCGGAGAAGAUGGCGCAGUACCUGGAGGAAGAGCGCCACAUGCGGGAGGAAAACCUGCGGCUCCAGCGCAAGCUGCAGCGCGAGAUGGAACGGCGCGAGGCGCUGUGCCGGCAGCUCUCCGAGAGCGAGUCCAGCCUGGAGAUGGACGACGAGAGACACUUCAACGAGCUGGCCUCGCAGGGCAUCCGCCCCCGUACCGUGAGCAGCCCUGUGCCCUACGCGUCGUCGCCGAGCCACAGCCGGCCCAUCUCUCCUGCAGGCAUCUCGCUAUGCAGCCACCCGGCCGGCUUUACUCCGCCCUCCACGCUCAGCCGCUCUACGCCGCCUGCCCACCACCUCCCGCCCGGCCUGCAUGGCCCCACGGGCCAGGGCAUGCCUCGCCCGUCUCCGAAACGCGGGAGCAGCCCCGACCGCUUCAAGCGCCCGACUCCGCCGCCAUCGCCCAACACCUCGAGCAGCAGCAGCCAGGCGCCGCCACCCCCGCCGCCCCAGCAGUGAAGCCGCCCCCAGCGAGCUGCACGGCCCUUCCUCCGGCCACCGCAACCACAACUCCCACCGCUCCCAUCGCUCUCACCGCUGCCGCUCCCAAAACGCCGAUUUCCGGAAUGGAGUGGCUUCACCAGCGGCUGCGGUGCCGCCACGCUUUGGUUCGGAGUUGCCAGGUUGCGUGCGGUGGGUUAGCGAUCGAUCUUUCACCGUUAUCCUUUUGCGUUCUUUAUUUUUUUGUCGCCGUUGUCCGCGUGUGAUUUUCUUUGGCCGCUCUCGAGCCGUAGCUGUUUAGUUUUGGGGCUGGCGAAGUCUCGUGGCAGCGUCCGCGUAGAUUAUAGCGGCUCGCACCGGUCAGCACCACCGCUCCUGCUUGUAGCGCUAGCGGGUUCCUUCUAGGCAAGCAAGGAUGCGGCCUAGUGCCGCCCCCAGUAUCGCUCGGCCCGGCUGGAGCCUGACUCUCGAGGCCUCUAGGCCUUGCUUCAGGCGUUCCCCAACACGUCCCGUCAACCGUCCUAUUUGCUGCUUGCACUGUGACACGUGUGGCUUGAUUUUGUUUUCAUUUUCUCUUUUGGCUGUCUAAUAAGCAUGUCUAACAUAAUCAUUUUUGUACAUGGUUUUUUGUUUUAACAGACGUGAUAGUCCGUCGGUGAAACAUUAGGUGGCGUGGUUUGUGAGCAGCGUUGUGCGUGUUAUCUCUUCAUCUCAGCGUGAUUCGUGUAAUUCCGUUUGACCUGUUGAACGUAAAUGUGAUCGUGUUAAGCAGCGAAAAACUAAAAUUCAAUGCUUUGCCUAAUCAGUGGAGUGAGUCGUUGAAUGUACACUAUCUGAGCACUAACUGUCAGACUAGGAAAACCCGCAAAGGGACAGUAUGAAGAAAACACGCUCGAGGUUUAAACUUCCCGUAGAGAGAGAAUCAUUAUUUUUGGAAACCCAGUGCUUCUGUGUACUGCAUGCCAACCAUACAAAGGAGUUGGGCAAGAACCCCUUGAGAUGCGACCUCUUGCAAGCGAGACCUGAGAAACCCAACUCGCUCUUUUCCAUGAUGCUAUAUUCGUAGGUAAUUUUUUAAGCGCGGUAAUCGGGCUGCGGCGCACAAUGAUCAACAAUUUGCGGACGAUGUCACAGGGUCUCUCUUGCACACUUUACGGCAGACGGCGCACUUUGGGAAUGUUAAUCCCCCACCGCGCUGUGUGGAUGCGUGAACCGGCGAUGCCACUGCAACCGUCCCCAGUGGCGAAGUACGCCCACCGCUAAGCCACCCAGCGGAUGCCAAAAAUCCUUCCCCCUCUAUCCCGGUUAAACUCUUUAGUGUGUCCGGGAUUGUGAGCAACCGCUGUGGACAAAGGGGAUGGUCUGCCCAUUUCACUUUCCUUUUUUGUCGAAGAAACGUCCACCUUCGCCGCACUCGGGGGACACAGAAAAUCUGGCAGUCGUUCGCACUACAAUUGACCUUGCUAGGAUCAGCGGGGGUGACCCAGUGACAAAAAUUGGGCAUGCGGGGGUAGGGAGGGGGGUCACUGGAACUUGUAACUGGCGCCAAAUAAAUUGGGGUGUGGAAAAUCCUCAAGUCAUCGCCGUGGCCCCCCAAAUAAACGAGUGGAGCGUGUUUGUGUUUACGAGCGGCCAUCUGGAACGCUUGUUAGGUGACUUGCGCAGAGGUGGCCGCUUCGUAGCAGCUGUGGGAAGGGACCUGGCUUGAAAGUAGAGCUUCUAAAAAUCUCGAGGCCUGCCUGCGUCCGAUAUUUUCACGAAGCGCGUGUUCCGGACAGCUCGUGUUCGCUUGUUUACACUGCUGCUGCCGUUAUUGUUUACAGAAAAAUAACGUGGUUUGGUAUUUUGGAAGUGAUGGCCGUUUUUUUUUCCCCGUCUUUCCCCGAAUGAAAAGUAAUGACCCGACACACUGGCCAAUGGUUUAACAGAAGACAGCUCGUCAAAUGAGAAUAAUCUUUAAGUUCGAGUCUAGCUGUCGCGAAAGCGGCAACAAUUUCGUGGUGGACGGCUUAGAGGUUUCUUUUGUGUGUGCUCGUGAUUCUGAAAAACGUUUUCUCCCAAGUAUUAUUACUUGUUAAUUCUUUAGUAUUAGUACGAAGCAGAGCAUUCUCGCAUAACGGUGUUUUUUUAACGACAGAAAUAAAUAUACAAUAGCAAACGGAAACCAUGAUUUUUCCCUAAGAGUGCAAACGGCCUUUUGUUCAGCUGCAGCAAAUGUCGGACGCAGGUGUGACAAAAUAGAUUUGUCUCGUCUUUUGCGAAUGAAUGUUGUGAUUAAAGCCUUGCACCUAGUUUCCACGAUGUCCUGACGCUUUGGUGAAGCCAGUGUUGGUGUCGCGAGCCAUCAUUCCCACGCGGCUCUCGGGACGUGCCUCGCCAAUGUUGCAUAAGCCGCCGCGAGUCGAGUCUUUUAUUUUGAACGGGGGAAAAACAAAAUCGCGGAGCGCGUUACGGGAACCCCCCGGCUUCCAGUGUAUGACGCGUCGUUACCCGCGGGCCACGGCAAUGGCACAAAGACGGCGGUGGUUGCGUGCGUGCAUUGCCACACGCGGCACGCAUCGCGGUGCAAGCUUUGCUCUGCCCCUCGGGCGUACGGAAGUCUCCCCCAUGACCGCGGGCUGCAGAGCACCUAGCUUGAAUCGGGCCGCGCGUCAUCUGCACCGGUACGUCUUGCUUGGACACCGGGAGACCGGGUUUCUUUGCUUUCAACCCCCGGAGGCGCGGGUUGGCGGCGAUAGUGAGUGAGCCUCAAUCCGUCGGGAACGCCUCGUUCCGCCCAGACGGCGGCUCGUGUUACUUCCUCCGCUAACGACGUCCCGUGUGCACGCGCGCUCGCCCAAGACCUCGUCUGCCACGCUCACUUCAUCGCUUUCGUCUCCCGUUUUUUAGCUUUGCGCUUGUUUACGCUGUUGCCCAAGCCUGCUGUAGCAGCAUGCGGGGUCGUGUGUUGGUGGGCCAGCGGGGAGGAGGACGCGUAUUUCCCGUUGUUUCUGUCACAGCUCCUGUCGAUGAGGUUGAAGGAGAAGGCAGUUGUAAAGAGAGCGAAAAUAGAUCAUUAAAGUUGGUUUAUAUCGGAGGCAAGGGGCCUUUAAUCCUGCUGUUACGUUGAUUUUUGACAAAGUAUGGGAAAUCUGGCCGAAAUGUUUUGGCAACUUUGGCUCAGUUAUGUGAAGUCUGGAUAGGAGCUGCCUUUGUGCUAAAAAAAUGAUUGGAUGAAACAGCGCAAUGUGGCAUCAAGAUUUACUUUAAUCCAUUUGCCCUUGUUUGAAAAAUAGUCGAGUUAAUUUAGUGUGUGCGGGUUAAUCUCAUGAGCCUGAAUAAAAAAAAUCGUCAAAAUAUUUGUAUUUUAUUUAGAUGUAUUGUGUUUGGCUUUUUUGUGGUUAAGCGUGAAAUAAGGUGGCAUGUUGCCUCUGUAGAUCAAGUCCUUGGCAAGUCGAGCUUAUAACGAACGGUGGAGUCCGAGUGACUAGCAGAGUCUCCGGGAGGAAGUCGCUGGCUGUGUGGGCCAUACAGUUGGUAUAAUAAGAGUGAUUGAGUGUUUGGUAUUGGCGCUUUCAGUCUUAUAGCGCAGGGCUUUUACAGAGGAAGGUGCUGUGUUUCACAGGCACAGUCUGAAGAAGUUUCAUAGCCGGGGAUCAUACGUAAUCCCAAAUGAGUAAUUUCCAGUGUCACUUUCUCUACGUCCAUGCCACCGUCCACUGGGUCACUUUGUUAACCUUAACGAUCAAUCGUUAGGGUCGUUGAACGUGAUGCAGAGAGUGUUUUGUGCCCACCUGUGCCACCUUACUCCCCCUGCCCCACUACCCAUGAUCCUCGCUGAUUUGUCUGCAUCUCAGAGCGAUCUGCAGGCAAGAGUCUUAGUCGCCAGCCAAAAUUAAAAAUAAUUAAUUUUAUGCACAUUAGAGCCUCCAGACAUGCAACACACUAUGUAACAUUGAUUUAUUGCUUUUUCUUCGAUCGUGGCGUUCUUAUUCUAGUCGUUUUCUUCUUCACAUAAAUAUAGCCGACGUGUUAAAUACAGCAUACUUCGCGAUUUACUGUACAACUGAUAAUCCCGAAUGGCACCCAAAGCGGUUGCUUCGGCGUUGUAAAAUAUGAGACUGAAAUCCCCAGCGCCGACUACCACGUUUUACACCUCUCGCAGUCGAGCACGACAUAGGGGAGCUGUUUCCACACAGCCUCGAAAACGGAGCUGGUACCCUGGGCCAGACUCCAUAUGAGACCGCUUCAGUAGGCCCUGCUGCGGCAGGGCCUCAAGCAGCAGGACAACCGAACCAAGCCAGGCUGCCUUGGUGGACAGCAGAGGCCAAUCUUGAGAAGGGGGGCCUACCUUUGGGGGGGGUGACCCUCUUCCAAAUUUCAUCCUUAAAAUGGACAUAAGUGCAUGGGGUUGGGGGCUCUCUUAGAGGGCAUCCCAGUGCAGGGCAGGUGGCUGUCGCACACGAAGAUGAGCAUCAACCUCCUGGAGCUGCGGCCCUUCGUCAUUCCCACCCUCGCAUUCGGCAGAAAGGGAUUCUCAUGCGCUGUGACAACUCAACCGCAAUGGCGAUUGUGAACCGCCGGGAUUCGCCCCCCAGCCCUCCGGUAUAAUUCUCUUAAUCAUGGGAGGCUUGGCAACUCCUGUGUUGGGUGGAGAGGCACCAUGGACCUGUCACCUUGCCGGGACACAGAAUGUGGUGGCAGACGCGCUAAGCCAAUGGUGGCUCCAUCUGGCAGAAUGGACGUUGCAUCCAGAGGGGUCCGACGGUUUGGUUCGUUUGUCAUAGACCUCUUUGUGUCGUAGACAAACCAUUCUGCAAGCAAUUCCUGUUCCCCGCUGCAGUUGCUACUGAUGCUAUCACGGUACCCUGGACCGGAGAAGGUCUCUAAGCCUUUCCUCCGUGGUCCCUCAUUCCGAAGGCCGUGGCCAAGAUAAGGAGGGAAACGGGGCAUCUGUGCUGAUAAUCGCCCUGCAUUGGACCAGACAGCACUUGAACUAAGAAGAGGCCCUCCGUGACUCCUCUCAGAUCGGGACAAUCUGCUUCUGCACGGUGAGGUUUGUUGCCCAAAACGUUUGGCGUUUUCAACUGACUGCCUGGACGUUCAAAGGAUAAGAUUUACCUGGGAGGGUAUCUCCAACACUCCCUACUGACAGCAAGGAGAGCCAGCCUCCACAGGCAAGGUUUAUAUCAAGCCAUUGGAGCUCCGUUUCUUGUUAGUGUGUUAGAGCUGGGCAGGACUCACUUUCACGCGGGAUCCCAGCCAUUGCCAGUCAAUUGCAGGUGGGAGUUUGAGGACAGCAGGUCAGCUGCAUCUGUUGAAGUGCGACUUUUGGCAGUCAUGUGCGCGGCGUACCAGUGGGUUUGCACUGUUGCGGUCUAGGCUCCCGAGGGCUAUGGCUCUGGAGACGCCUAGGCGACCAGCUUUGGUGGCCCCUUGGGAUCUCAGGCUUGUGUUGGACGCCCUUGUGCGCUCGCCAUUUGAGCCAAUGACCACGCCGUCUGAACGAUGAUUCCUCUUUACAUUAGCUAUUUUCCUUGUGGCCAUUGCCUCUGCCAGAAGGGUGAGCGAGUUAUAUGCUUUGUUGGACUAUCUCCCCCUAUGUGGAUUUCCAGGCUGCCGACUAGGUCAUUCUGAGUUGACACCACCAAGGUGGUGUCAAUUUUUAAUCUGCAGCAGGAGCUACGCUUGCCAAUUUUGUGCCCGGCUCCCUUUGAACCGGACAGGCAGAGAGGUCUUCACACGUUGGACAUGGCAAGGGCCCUAUAAUUGUCCAUACAAAUGUAAUAAACGACUUCCAAGACGA